UUUGUGAUCCUUACUGCGCUUAUUUGUCUGCUCACAGUACGUCACAUAAAUUUAGUUUGAGUCGGACAGGACAGUAUCAGUUCCACGACUGUCGGAGAAGCUAACCAGCAAUAGCUGAGAAAGAUGAGUACAUCAUACUCAACUGGUAAUGGGAAGCUUGUCAUCACCCAGGUCGUCCCUCAGAAUAAUGUGCAGGGUCCAAAUGCCACAACUACGGUACCUGUGCAAGUUGCCACAGGAACUAACUUUUGUUCAAUGCCACAGAAAUGGCAAAGGUUUCUCAAAGGUGAACCAAAGGCUUUAGGGGUUGUUCAGAUCAUGAUUGGAUUGAUUAACAUUUGCUUUGGGAUAGUCCUGGCAUUUCCUGGAUCACUCGCUGUGUUUUGCGCAAUUCCAUUUUGGACAAGUGUAAUGUACAUUAUUUCUGGAAGUCUGUCUAUUUGUGCUGCAGAUAAGAUGCAACCAUGUCAAAUUAAAGGAGCCUUGGCUACGAAUAUCAUCAGCACAAUUUUCAGCUGCAUUGGAAUCAUCGUAUAUUCAAUAGAUUUAGGAAUUAAUCCCCGCUUUCGUCAAAUAUAUUCCAAUUAUUCAUUUCAGAAUUCUUCAGUGGCCUUUACAACUCUGUCAGUUCUCUAUGAGGCUAUACAAGGAAUUAAGGGUAUCCUGUUGAUUUUCACUAUUCUCGAGUUCUGGGUGAGCUUGUUCACAUCAAUCUAUGGCUGCAAAGCAACCUGUGGAAACCCAGACCAGCCUGUAAUUAUCAUCCAGCAGAAUGUUGACCCAUCAGGAAUUCCUGUACAGAUCCCACAAUAUAAUAUUCCACAGCAGACUACUCCUAUCACACAGCCAUAUGAUUGGCCUUCAAAUAUGUAUUCUUUCCUUCGUCCAUAGGCUAAAUAAAAGUGCGGUUGAGCUCUACAGCACAUGACAUUGACGAAAGUGACUGUGGAAAGGGGUUUGCCAUCAAAAUGAAAGCCUCAGAUAUUUAUUUUUAUUAAUCAACAUUUAACUCCAAUAUCUUUUAAUUUAUGUUGCUUUGCUUAAGUACUGAUUUACUUUAUUUAGAUUGACACCAAGAGUCCUGAAGAAUCUUUAAGGAAGUGAACCUUUGUGUUUUCUGCUAAGAGAUAUAUGAAGUGCAGUUAACAUGUACAUUUAUUUUUUUACUGAUAUGGCGAUUUCCUAGAUACCUAGGAGAAUGACAUUCACUAUGCUGAUAUAAUUUGAGGUUUUAGCAAAUCUUUCAGUAUCAGAAGGGAGUAUACUUUUGCCUGGAAUUGAUUUCAUUAAACGUUUUCUCAGUUUCCUGUAUUUGAUUAAUCUGAGGUAGAGUUAUUAUAAAUAUAAAUCAUGAUAGCAUCACUACCAUAUCAACUCAAAAAAAAUUUUAUUUCAUCUUCCUCAACCAACCAGAUUACUUGAAGAACCAAGGAUUUUCAUUUUAUUUUUUCUUGUAACCUCAAGGUCCAAUUACUUAUAUAUUACUAUAUAUAGUAUAUAGGUGUGGGUGGAGCCAUCUGCAGCACUGGAUGUAUUCUCAUUUGUUAAUCACAUCUGGCCCUAUGAGACUUCAAAACUCCCGUCACAAAGUUUGGGCUCUGGAGAAAAAUACAUAUUUUACUAUUAAUUUCUUAGUUUGAAUUUAGGGUUGCGUUAAAUACUUAGAUUGACAUGGCUUUUAUAAAUAGGUAGAUUACUUCCUAUGCAGAAGAGUCAAUAUGAAGGCGAUUUAAGACUGCAAAAUGAUGACGGGGGAGAGGAUAGUUAUGGCAGCAUAGGACAGUGGUCUGUAGGAUGACGUUGGGCAGCGGUUCUCAAACUGUGGGGUGCGCCCCUCUAGAGGGGGUGCUGAAG
This is a messenger RNA of Polypterus senegalus (gray bichir), 1854 nucleotides long. Its product is annotated as membrane-spanning 4-domains subfamily A member 4D-like. The transcript is spliced from 7 exons. Lineage: Eukaryota; Metazoa; Chordata; Cladistia; Polypteriformes; Polypteridae. Gene Ontology annotation, cellular component: membrane. The coding region runs from base 124 to 891 and encodes 255 amino acids. The record is from RefSeq and is a predicted model, not a curated record.